AUGAUUAAUUUAGGUGGUGGUUCAGCAUUACUACCGUUACCUAUUGAUGCUCUUUCACUAGAAGAAGAAAUUCAACUAAUAAAAUUACUACAAAGUAAAGGAGCAAAUAUUCAAGAACUUAAUACAGUUCGACAAGCUAUGAGUCAACUUAAAAAUGGUGGACUUGUUCGAAUAUCUAAAGCAACAACUAUUAUUGGAUUAAUUCUUUCGGAUGUUAUUGGAGAUCCACUUGAAUUCAUUGCAUCUGGUCCAACAUUCUAUAGUGGCAAUAAAAAUCGACCAGCACUUGAUAUUUUCAAUAAAUAUGAUCUUUUGAAUCAUAUUCCUACUCGAUUUCUUCAACAUUUAAAAGAAAAUGAAAAUACUAACAAUGAUCAAAAUAUAUCUUCAAUUAAACAAAUUCAUAAUAUUAUUGUCGGUAGCAAUCGUAUUGCAUUAGAAGCAGCUGCUCAUUUAUGUCAUCAGUCACUCGCCUACGUUCCUUUUAUUGCAACAACCUCUUUACAAGGUGAAGCACGCGAAGUUGGCCGUCGUAUUAUUGAACUUGUCACAACAAAACCAUCUCAGUUAAUUUAUAAUGAUAAUAUUGCUUGUUUAUUUUCUGAUCAAUCAACAUUUGAUGCUUUUCAAAAAUUGAUCAAAGAAUACAAACAUUAUUGUCUUUUAUUAGGUGGUGAAACAACAGUCAUAAUGAAAAAUGAUGUUGGAAAAGGUGGUCGAUGUCAAGAACUUGCAUUAUCAGCAGCAUUAACUAUUGACAAUAAUAAUGAAGAUACAUCUAUAAUAUUAUUAGCAGCCGGUUCAGAUGGAAUUGAUGGACCGACUGAUGCAGCUGGUGCUUUUGCAUAUAAUGGUAUGAUUACCAAUGAGGACGACAUCAAACGAGCUCAUAUAUCACUUGAUAAACAUGAUACAUAUACAUACUUUAGUGAAACAAAUGAUGGUGCUAAUCUUCUCAAAAGUGGACAUACUAGUACAAAUGUAAUGGAUAUUAUUAUAGUACUUGUUGAUAACAAAGAAUAA
This is a messenger RNA of Rotaria sp. Silwood1, 1023 nucleotides long. Lineage: Eukaryota; Metazoa; Rotifera; Eurotatoria; Philodinida; Philodinidae. The record is from the annotation of a GenBank genome assembly.